CGCACCUGUUUUAGGGUAAUUACGGUAGAGAAGGAGCCUAACUGUCCCCGAACAUCUCCGGCACCAGUAAUUCAACACGCUUUUCACUGGGGGUGAUCGGAGCGGAGAGGAGACGAGAGCAAAGGAAAGGACAAGACAGGGGGCAGACGAGAUGCCAAAAAUUGUAGUAGCUUGGACAAGUAAAGGGACUUGUGCAUCAUUCUGCGCCUGAGACGCUAAAAAAAAAACCAAAAACAUUGCGGAGCAAAACUUAAGUGGUGCGCGGCCAGCCAGCUAGCAUGCAGCGACGGCUCCGCUAAGUGCUGCGUGCGCCACUUCUGAGAAAGGGGAAGCGCUUCGGAGCAAGAAAGAAGGAGAAGAAAGGACGGAGUCCUAAAAAGAGCGAGCACCGCCGCGUCGAGUGAUGGUCGCCCUCUGUGCUCACUGAACACGUCGCUACAGCCGCCGACGCUGCUGCCGUUAAGAUUCUGCUGUCUUCUUUUCUUUAACGUGCUUCUUCUUUGGGAUCACCCGGACUGAUCUUCAAAACCUGGAAGUGAAAAUCCACAUGGUCGAACAGAAGUAACGUGCGUCUUGAGCUCUGCACACUUUACACACAGGUGACCCGUGAUGAUGGUAGAAUCGGCAACUGAGACCAUUCGAACUACCCCCUCCAGUCAGAAUGGAGUGAGCAGUCUGAGCAGCCAGCCAGACAGUGGUGGGAGAGAAGGCGGGUCCAGCGUGGAAGCCAAUGGGGAAGUGAGCCCUGUUGACUUGCUGCAUCUUCAGCAACAGCAAGCUCUGCAGGCAGCGCGUCAGUUCCUUCUCCAGCAAGCAACAGGCUUGAAUUCUCCCAGCAGCAAUGAGAACAAGCAAGCAGCUGUGCAGGUUCCUGUGUCUGUGGCCAUGAUGACCCCUCAGAUGAUCACACCUCAGCAGAUGCAGCAGAUCUUGUCUCCUCCACAGCUGCAGGCUCUUCUCCAGCAACAGCAAGCUCUAAUGUUGCAGCAGCUGCAGGAAUAUUAUAAGAAGCAGCAGGAGCAGCUUCAUCUUCAACUGCUGACACAACAACAGCAGCAAGCAGGGAAACAGGCCAAAGAGCAGCAGCUGGGAAACAAACAGCUGGCUUUCCAACAGCAGCUUAUUCAGAUGCAGCAGCUCCAACAGCAACACCUGCUCAACCUGCAGAGGCAAGGACUGGUGAGCCUACAACCCAGUCAGGGCGCCAUGCCCAUGCAGACGCUCCAGCAAGCUAUGUGCCCCUCAGACCUACAGCAGCUCUGGAAAGAUGUAGCCAAUGCACAGAAUGUUGAUGAAAACAUGAAACAUGAAGGCCUCGAUCUGACAACCAAUAGCUCCAACUCUACCUCUUAUUCGGCCAGCAAGGUCUCACCUCAGAUAACUCACCAUUCUUUGCCAAAUGGACAGAGCUCAUUACACACUCCAAAGAGAGAGAGCUCUUCUCACGAGGAGCACACUGCUUCUCAUCCUCUGUACGGACACGGCGAGUGCAAAUGGCCCGGCUGCGAAGCGCUGUGUGAAGACAUGGGACAGUUUAUCAAGCAUCUCAACAGUGAACACGCGCUUGAUGACAGGAGCACAGCUCAAUGUAGAGUGCAGAUGCAAGUUGUUCAGCAGCUAGAGAUUCAGUUGGCCAAAGAAAGUGAGCGUCUCCAGGCGAUGAUGACACAUCUGCACAUGAGACCAACAGAGCCAAAGCCUUUCAACCAGCCUCUGAAUUUGGCAUCUAGUGCCUCUCUUUUGAAAAGAGAGGGGGACACGUUUCCAGAAGGUUUACCUCACCCUCCCACCUCUGCCACAGCCCCAAUUACCCCACUACGCCAAGGACCCUCUGUUAUCAGCUCCUCCAGUCUUCAUAGCGUUGGGGGCCCCAUUCGUAGGAGGAACUCUGACAAGUUUUGCACCCCAAUCGCAUCAGAACUUGCACAGAAUCAUGAAUUCUACAAAAAUGCUGACGUCAGACCUCCUUUCACUUACGCUUCACUCAUAAGACAUGCUAUACUGGAAGCGCCUGAUCGGCAGUUAACACUGAAUGAGAUUUAUAAUUGGUUUACAAGGAUGUUUGCUUAUUUCAGGAGAAACACAGCAACAUGGAAGAAUGCUGUUCGCCACAACUUGAGCCUGCACAAGUGCUUUGUCCGAGUGGAGAAUGUUAAGGGGGCAGUAUGGACAGUGGACGAAGUUGAAUAUCAGAAGCGGAGACCACCAAAGAUGACCGGGAGCCCAACUCUUGUGAAGAACAUGAUUUCAGGUCUUGGCUAUGGAUCCCUCAAUGCUAGCUACCAGGCGGCCUUGGCAGAGAGCAGCUUGCCACUUUUGAACAGCCCCACACUGGUAAAUGCAUCGACAGGAGGCAGCAUGAAUAUGCUGCACAUUGGACAUGAUGAUGUGAGCAGCACAGUGGAGCAGAUUCACAGUAAUGGAAGCAGCAGUCCUGGCCUCUCACCUCAACAGUAUGGGCACCAAGUUCAUGUUAAAGAGGAGCCAGCAGAGAUGGAGGAGGACAAAAGAUCAGUGUCACUGAUGCCUGCAGUGAGCCAAACUCUGGUGAUGCCUGGUGAUGAUCGGGUCAUGGAAGAGGAACUCCCGGGGGAAGAGCUGGAGUAAGGUGUCCAGCCUUUCCAACUCCACUCCCCUUCCCACCCAGCCUGGUGCAUCCUUGUCGUCUUGUAAAGAAAAAUGAAACAGCAACAGGGUCAGUCAGUCCUUCCAUCUAUCUGUUCAUGAGCUUCAGACUUGCACAAAGCAUUGGCACUCUACAGAGUGGCCCUCAUUGGGCUUGUACUUUCCUUCAGUUACAUAUCGUCGGAAGUUCAGUGACCAAAACUUGAUUGCAAUGCUUCCUGAAGCGCCUAGGGUGCUAGAUUCCUCUUUCAGAUUUUAUCUGGCACCUGCAUGCCCUGGAAAUAUUAAGGUUUUCCCUUGGAGGUGACACCUCCAUGUGUAUGCAGUAUGCUGCCUCUUCAGUUUUUUUCUGCUUCUUUGUUGAUUUUGAUUUUUUUUUUUUUACAAUGUUUUUGAAUGUUUUUAUUUCACCAAACCUCAUGUGCAGCCCAUGUAGUAGGGCUGAGGAGAAAAAAUAUUCCUUCAGAAGGACCUCCAUCUCUCCUCCAUCCUGCAAGGGAGAUAAACUGUUUCAAUAAUAAUGGACCAAAGGGGGAAGGGGAUACAAAAUGAUUAAAGAAUGGAGAGGUGGGGAGUGGACCAAGAUGGCUAUCAAAUGAAAGAGAGUGACAGAGGGAAAGAGAACUCUACUGCAUGGAGAACUGUUGAAGUCCCAGUCUGAGGAGCAGAUUUUUAAGCCAGCUUCAUUGUGCUAUUGAAAUACCUGUGGUCUCACAGCAUCAUUUGUUCUGUUUGGAAGCUCCCAUGGAAUCCCAGUAGGUGGAGGGAUGAAUGCAUAAUGCUAAAGAGCUGAGGACAACAUUUAUUCCCUCUCUUUUGCCAGAUAUGUGGAUCUGGGUGAGAGCUGUGGGUACAUCUUGAAUUAUAAGGUCGAUUCCCAGUCUCCUCAUACAAAUCUCCAUAUAUUUUAAGGGUGGUUGUGUCUGAGCUAAUGGAGGAUGUUCUUUGGUGGCCAGUCAGCUGCCUGCUUUCUCACCUACAAGCACAAGCUAAAGUUAACAUGCCGGUAAAGAAGCAAAACCAGAACAUGCACGGAGUUACCUCUUCAGUACAACCCCCACUGCUGCUGUGUUCCCAUCAAGAUGUACAACACCCGCUUUCAGAGACCUAAACCUAUGAGACCCAUGGCGACUGCUUAUCCAUCUUGUUUUCUUGUUUUAAUUUUUUCUCUCCAUAUUUCCAAAUGUAAAUUUCUUCAAGCAGCACUUAAACCACCAUGAUAUAUAAGCUAGCCAGCAAAGAGGUGUGCAGAGGAACGCAGAGGUGUUCUCCAUCUCACCGGCCCAUUCCUUCAAUAAGGCGGCAGGUUUUGUACCAGAGCCCUGAGUCCCAUUUGCUCGCAGUGCUCCUUCUGUGUGUUGUCUGUCUUAUUGAUGUCAGUGCUUAUGCAAAAGCAUUGUGUUAAAUGGAAGAAAAAAUAGAAAAACUGGGGGGUGGGGUGGGGGUGGUGUUUAGGAUAAAAAUUAAAAAACAAAAAAAAAAAAAAACCUCUUACAAUGACACGAUACCUCAUUCCACUGAAGGUCCAGACCCUGACUAUGUACCCGGUUUAAACUUUAGGGGGACUCCACCACACGCUAUGCGUAUUUAAAUAUAUAUAUAUGUGUGUGUGUGUGUGUAUGUGUACGUGUGCGUGCAUGCAUGGAGUUCACCAUGUGAACUGAGGUUGUCUUUUUGGAACAGCUAGUGAGAUUUGAAACUUUUGUCCAUGAGCACAAAAGCAUACCACUUCUAUAGAAACCGUACCAAAAUGUAAUACUGUUUUCCGACUCUGUAUUUGUCUUGUUUUAUUAUUAGUUUUUUUCCUUGUUUUCUUUGAUUUACAGGUUACCAAAGAAAUAUGUAUGAAACCAAAAACCCAUUUUUAGUUCAUUGACUUUUUUUUUUAUUCUUCCCCUCAGUUUUCCAAAAAAUUUUACACCUCAGCUGUUUGUGGGGGUUUUAAAUUGUAUUUAUUAUAAUUUUUUUAUGUAUCUUGUUUGCUUACUGUACAGAGCAUUGCAAACCAAAGUGACAUGAUUUGGUUUCUUAAACACUACCGGUUGUCUAAGAAGCAUAAAGAUGUGGUCAGGCCAAAAAGCAGGCAGAAGAAAAUCCAAACAGUAUUAAGAGACCUCUCGCAGUUCCUAGAAAAGAAAAAUAAAAAGAAAAGCACUUAAUGCUGUAUCCUUGUUGCUCAGGCUACAACAAUGUUGUAAACACAGACUUUAGGGUUCAUGUAAGAGAUAAGAAGGCUCUUCCAACCCUCUUUUCCAUUUGGACCAGUAAAGCACUUAAGAGAUUCUUUCUUUCUUUCUUUCUUUCUUUCUUUCUUUCUUUCUUUCUUUCUUUCUUUCUUUGUAGAAGCUAGGCAACGCAUUAACUGGUGACACUAGCAGAAUUGGGGGUGUCGUGUCUGACUACCCAUUUAAACAGUUGCUGUGGAGCAGAAACGAAGGAGAACGGUUCUCCUAAAUCUAGCAUUGGCACACCUUGAUACAGGCAGAGGCCUCUGUUUUCAAGGUGUCCAGAAGUGGGACUCUGGAGACUUCUUUGAAUGAUCAGCCUGGAUUGUUUAGGAGUGCUUAACCUGAUAAAUACACCAGUCCACCGAGUGCCAUAUCUUUGUGUCUAGAGAACUGUGUGAACUGUCUUAAGGUAGCGGGUAGGUUUUAAUUGGAACUUCAAUUAAACUGAAGGGGGAUAAAGAGAACAAUGCACAUACAGUGUCAUAAUAAUUGGAAGGCUGUGACAGUAGCCACAUUGCUUCAGACAAAAAACCUUCUUAAUUAGACUUGUUUGUGGAAAAGUGUCUACAGUUUACACGCACGUGGCUGAAACGCACGGAGUGCAUGUUCAUAGAAGCCAUUGCAGUAAUCCAAAUACCAAUGUUAGUAAUAAUAUAAUGACACUACCUCUUCAGAAGAGAAUGUCAGAGAGUAAACAAUUGUUGUGACGCUGAUUUCACUUUUUUUUUUAUGUAUUUUUCCCCUUAAGUUUUGAAUACCAAAUUGAUUUUAUUUCCCAAGUUCAUGCAGCGUGUAUUAAAGUGUUAGAUUAAAGCAUAAGCCUCACACUACAUCUGAUAUACAAAAAUCAAGAAGUAUUAAAUAACUGAUAACAAUGACACAGAAAAAGUACUACCUCUUCCCAAAAACUAUUAUUCCAUAAUUGUUAUUAGACAUUUUGAGCUAUUGCUAUACAGAAUGCAUCAUCCUUAAGUGGUCCAUUACCAUACAAAACACGUGGAAACAGCUUUUACAUCCAAGCAUCAUUUUGUUUGCUAAUUACUGUAUUUUAAUGAAGGCUGGCUCUCAAGAAGCUGCUGAGGUCAAAUGUUGUGCUCACUGGAGAAACCCUUUCAGUAGUGGGACCAGUCCUGGCAGAGCCGUCUUCACAAGGCAAGCCUCCUGCUUCCAAAAGAAGCAGUAUUUCAUGAAAGGGAAAUGUCUGAGACCCUUAUUAUAACACGUCGUCUCAUGAAUGUAACGUUAUUACUUUGAACCUAUGUAGUAUGCUAUGUCUGUCAAUGCGUUCGGAUGCCUUUUUGAGGAUGGCUCUUUUUUGUUUGUUUUUACUGUCUUUUUUGUGGUAUUAUGUUUAAACUUUGUAUUUUUUUUUCAAAAAUUGCCUGAAAUGAAACACUAAAUACAGAAAAUACAUAUAUUUACCUGUAUAUCUCAUUUUGAUGUGUAAAAUUCCUUCCUCACAAACCCAAGUCAAAUAAAGAGGUUCUUAAUGUACCUUAGUAGCAUAAAAUGUCAUGUGGUGGAAAUGGAUAAACUUUUUGACUGCAUCACCCAGUGCCUGCCAUAAUGGAAUAGAGAACUAUUAUUAAACAGAUAUCUUGGGGGAUUCUUUUAUUUCCCUACUUUGUAUCCCAUAAUUUCAGAAUAUUGUUGUAAACAUCAUCAUUAUUUUUCCCAAGUCUUUUUUUAUACACAGUUAAAUAUUCGAUUUUAUUCCCUGUACAGUUAGUUAAAGUAAAGUUAAAGAAUGUUUAUGUGUGCAUUUGAGAAUUUAUGUAUAUAGCUUUCAGUGUGUGUUAGUAAACUGAUUGCAACAGCAAUGCAAAACUUAGAAGUGCAUAGUUACUCAACAUCCCUGAUCCAGCAUAUAUCCAAACUCAUCUAUAUCUUCAUGGCCUGGUGGGAAGCCACAUCCGUACUGCUUCCAGGACCAUCACUGAUCGAGGAUUGAUUUUCCACGUAAGGCCUUCAGCCCGUAAAAUGCUGUGAAUACUUUCUGAUUUGUUUAGAAGAAGGAACUUGGCUGUUGUUUGCUGGCAUAGUUCAAGAACUUGUAUCGACAUCACACUUUUUUCCAUGUGAGUUUAUAAUAUGUAUGUACUGAAGUAUGUACAUAUUAUUCAUGCUUUAAAUGUGUGCAGUUACA
This is a messenger RNA of Erpetoichthys calabaricus (reedfish), 6999 nucleotides long. It is a transcript of the gene foxp4, whose product is annotated as forkhead box P4. Gene Ontology annotation, biological process: regulation of transcription by RNA polymerase II. Gene Ontology annotation, cellular component: nucleus. The record is from RefSeq and is a predicted model, not a curated record. Lineage: Eukaryota; Metazoa; Chordata; Cladistia; Polypteriformes; Polypteridae. Gene Ontology annotation, molecular function: DNA-binding transcription repressor activity, RNA polymerase II-specific; RNA polymerase II cis-regulatory region sequence-specific DNA binding. Bases 610 to 2607 code for a protein of 665 amino acids. The transcript has 17 exons.